AUGAUUGGCCUCUGGAUGAAAAGGACAGAGUUUGUAACUGUCCAAGUUGGCAAACAAAAGAAAGAAGUCGCUUUCCACAAGAAACUCCUCUCCAGUCGUUCCACAGCCUUCGAAAAUCAUAUGCAAGUACUCAAAGAGAAGGGGAAGUAUCAAUUUCACUGUGAACCACGAUUCAAAAACGCAUUUUCGAUUCUCGUCACAUACUUAUAUAAAGGCUAUGUCCCAGCAUGUCCUAAUGAAGAUGGACCCGGAUCUAGCUCUUAUGGUCGACAAAUGAGAGAAUUAUACUAUUUGGCUGAACGAUUCGAGAUCAUUGAUUUAAUGGACAAGACCAUGGACGCAAUUCAGGCUCACGAUUGUCGAUUUGAUCGAGAUAUCUACAAGCACAUGCCAGAAGUCUACAAAAAUACUACCAGGAAAAGCUCUUUACAGUAUUACCGUGCUCUGAGUGCGGCAUGGUAUUUUGGUCGCCCAAGCUCUCCCAAUAGUCAAAAGCUAAAACGGCUUGAAGCUAUCAAAGAUAAAGCGGACAUUCUUUACGAUGUUAUGAAGUUGCAGUUGAGAUUCGAAUCUAAUAUCUCGAAUGAAAAAAGCGAUUAUCGAGUUCCUUCUGAUGAAAGUGGACUUGGCCAUUGUACUUUUCAUACACAUGGGGUAGGAGAGAUGUGCCAACGACUGGUCUUACUUGCAUCUCCUAAAUCCUCUCAUGAUAUUAAAAACCACCGGCAAACACCUCCGAUCAAUAUCAGAGACGGUGGUAAAAGUAGAAUGAAGGAUAAGAUCAAAGACAGUCUGCAGAGAUGUGUGAGCGAAAGUGAAAGUUCCGAAGUAGUAGAAGAGGGGGCAGAUGAUGACGACCUUCCCAUCUUCACACAGGAGAAGCCUCGGCAGGUCACUGCAACGACUGGCCCGAAGAAUAUCAAGAAAGAGGAUGGGGACGAGGAAAAUGCCUUGAACCGUUCUGCAAGCACAAUUGUCUUCGAUAAGAGACCGAGGAGCGAGAGUCCAAUACUUGGAAGCCACGAGGAUAUUAUUCCGAAUCCAGGAAAACGACCACUUGAAACAAACGGCGAGGAAAGCUCAAGUAGGAAGCGACUAUUCGUCAUAAUCAGCGGGAACACUUCACGAGAAAGGAAAUCUGAGCCUACAGGUCCUACUCGAGGGUUACAGCAACAACAACAACAACAGCGAAUUUGUGAAGUACUGGGCUUUCGCAAAGGCCAUGAUGAAGAUAGUUCAACCAGUAUUAAGCCAAGGACCCCAGUACUUUUCAAUCAAUCCAACGGUCAAAUUACUACUAUGAGAAACGAUAACAGUCGUCUCACAUCUGGCUCUAUGUUGUCGAAUUAUGGUCGUGCUGUAGAUACAUCCAGGACAGAGUCGAUCUCUACUGAUCCUUUCACCAUGGCUUCUAAUGAGGCAAACGACAGGAAUGAAUGGCCUAUCACUCCAGAUAUUCUAGGAAUUGAAACCGCAACAAUUUGCAACGGUGGAGUUAAAGAACAAGAAAUCACUUUUCAUACCCGGCCAUUGACUCGGCUUUCUCCCAAGUUUGCUCAAUUUUGUCGUUUGAAAAAGCAAGUUGAUGGUCGAUUUACUCUCACAUGCGCUCCGAAUAAAUAUGAUGCUUUCACAUGUAUUGCUCUAUAUGCAUAUCAUGGGAAAGUGCCAAAUGCACCGAAGGAUAUCGAUCCAAUCUAUACCCAGCGCUUGAGAUGGAUUUAUUAUGUGGCUGAGGAGUUUGGACUAAAUGACUUAAUGAACAAGACGAUUGAUGCUUUACGAGUUUAUGAUUUUAAACAAAAGCAGGAAAUUCAUGUCCAUACAGAAGAAAUAUAUCACAAUACUUCCAAAGGAAGCUUGCUGAGAUGGUAUUCUGCGGCAUCAGCAGCCUGGUCUUGGGGACGAGAAACAGGACCUGCGACUGCGUCGCAGAGGGACAAUCGCAAGAAAUUUAUUUCUGCUGGCAGGGGUAAUCCGGACAUCUUUGCUGACUUUCAUCUGGUGGAUCUCUUUCAUCGGGAUUAUAUCAGAGGUUUUGAUACGGAUUGGAGAGAUGUUCAUGAUUCUGGUCUGCCAAUUUGUGCAUUUCAUUGCCAUUCCCCGGGAGAAACUUGCCAUCGGACCGGAAUUACGGAGCCAGCAGAAGUACCAGAGCAUAUUUCGAAGAUUUUUGAUGGGGUUGAAGAUGCGGUGCUUUUGAAUCGUUCGCAAAUUAUUGAUACUCCUUCCGAUCAAGAUGUGCGUUCGAGUGCGCAACAAAGUACUCCGCCAAGAUUUUCACAGUCAGAAGUUUCCCAGGGAGAUGAUGAGAAUCUUAGGUCUGGGAAUGGAACAAAUAAGACUUCGGGGGCUAGUCAUGAAACUAUUCAUCCAGUUGUGCGGGAAGUAAUCAACGAAGACCAGGACAGGCAUGAUGCAGCAAAUGUCAAAGACGAAGCACCAACAGAAGAUCUUUAUGGGGCUUCUGAUAUCGAGAUGGAUCAUAAAGCUUCAGAAAAUUCAGUCAAUCCAGGCCAGAAAGUUAUAGAUUCCAAAACUUAUAAUGAGCAGCUGGAAAAGGCAUGGAGAGUACCGUUGUCGUCAAUCCCUCCACAGAAGACUCGAAUUGUACCUGGUACCGUUGUCGUGAACAAGGUUGGAGAUACCAAACGUUCUCAAGCUAUACGUGAUGUUCUCGAUAUUCGUGAUAGUCCCACUGUCAGUGAAGAUGGAAUUUCAAAGGGGUCUUCAAGAAAAAGCAUUAGAAAAAGAAAAGCUCUUGUCGCUGAAGAUGAUACUAAUCACGACAGUGACUCUGUCGUUACCAAGAAAUCAAAGACCGGCAAUUCAAGUCUCAAGUGUAGCAUCAAAACUUCUGUAUCAAAGGCGAGUGGAAAGAAACCGUCCAAAAUCCAAGAUUCCGAGUCCGAGCCUUCGGAAGAAGAUAGUCCAGAGCAAAGUUCGGGAACUAGUUCGGAAAUCAGUUCGAGUGAUGAAGAUGAUGAGAUGAUGAAUGGUUGGUCGACUGAUGAAGGUUCAGACUCUUAUGACGAACAAUCUAUCUCUCAAGCUAUUUCCCAAGUUGAGAUAAACCAGGAGUCUGAUUCUAGCGAUAGUGAUAGCGAUAGCGAAUCCGAGGAACCGGAUACAGAACCUUCCUAUAUCGAUCCCGGAGUUCAUUCUCAUUUACCUUCAAAAGCCUCCUCUUCAUCAAUUCUCGUUCAAUCUCAACCCUCAUUUACUCAACCAAGUACUUCCAAUUCACGAAAUAUACCUGGCGUAGCACCAUUACGACCUGGGUAUUGCCUCAUCUACAACUACAAAGGACGUUGCAAUAAAGCCUGUGGACUUCAACACUUGUGUCUGAAAUGCGAUCUUCAACAUUCCUCUCUCCAUCAUCAUCAAUACCAGCCAAACUUCCGAGCUUCGAAUAAAGAUCCUUCCAUUGAAACCUGCCGAGACUGGAAUGCCGGUCGAUGCGCAGUAAGAGUUACAAAUUGUACUCUACGACACAUCUGCUCAAUAUGUAACGGAGGCCAUCGAAGCAUUUAUCACGAGCACGACGACAAUUUUCCCCAAAGUGAUAAACAACGUCUUGGUCGUACAGUAGGAGAAUCUAGUCACUUCCGUCGAGAAGGACGUCUUGAUUAUCGUCACUCACAAGCAAAUUCUCCUCGCAUCUCAGAUAACUGGCCUGAAGAUUCUCAUUCCUCAUCUCGUCGCCAACAAAAUCAUAUCGGAGAGGUAGAACAACCCGAUUCUGUGUUAGAACCGAGAUUUGCCUCGUGUCAAGUGUGGCAACGGGGUACGUGUAUUAGGAAGAGAACGAAAUGUCAACUAUCACACAUUUGUGAAAGGUGUGGACAGUUGACUCAUAGAACUGCGAAGCAUGAUACUUAUAUGAGUAAAACUGCUCCUCGGGCUUGA
Molecule: messenger RNA, 3909 nt
Organism: Botrytis porri
Lineage: Eukaryota; Fungi; Ascomycota; Leotiomycetes; Helotiales; Sclerotiniaceae
Exons: 5
Coding region: 1-3909 (1302 amino acids)
Molecular function (GO): protein binding
Source: RefSeq, a predicted model, not a curated record